Messenger RNA from Scomber japonicus (chub mackerel), 2557 nucleotides. It is a transcript of the gene cdc73, whose product is annotated as cell division cycle 73, Paf1/RNA polymerase II complex component, homolog (S. cerevisiae). The record is from RefSeq and is a predicted model, not a curated record. Gene Ontology annotation, molecular function: RNA polymerase II complex binding. Gene Ontology annotation, cellular component: Cdc73/Paf1 complex. Gene Ontology annotation, biological process: transcription elongation by RNA polymerase II; positive regulation of transcription elongation by RNA polymerase II. NCBI's taxonomy places the organism in Eukaryota, Metazoa, Chordata, Actinopteri, Scombriformes, Scombridae. The transcript has 17 exons. The coding region runs from base 1 to 1593 and encodes 530 amino acids.
AUGGCGGAUGUGUUGAGUGUUCUUCGUCAGUAUAACAUCCAGAAAAAAGAAAUCGUCGCUAAAGGAGAUGAAGUUAUAUUUGGGGAGUUCUCCUGGCCGAAAAAUGUGAAGACCAACUACAUAAUCUGGGGAACUGGCAAAGAGGGCCAGCCCAAAGAGUACUAUACUUUGGACUCUAUCUUGUUUUUGCUCAACAAUGUGCAUCUCCCGCAUCCGUCCUAUGUCCGAAGAGCUGCAACAGAGAACAUCCCUGUUGUCAGACGACCUGAUCGAAAGGGCUUGCUGUCAUAUCUCAAUGGCGAGAGUUCUACGUCGACCAGUAUUGACAGAAGUGCGCCUAUAGAAAUAGGUUUGCAAAGGCCAACGCAAGUCAAAAGAGCAGCCGAUGAGGUAUCCUCUGAAGCCAAAAAACCAAGGAUUGAGGAUGAGGAACGAGUGCGUCUUGACAAGGAGCGUCUGCUUGCCCGUCUGGAGGGCCACAAAGAGGGCAUUGUGCAGACUGACCAGAUCAGAUCCCUGUCUGAGGCCAUGUCAGUGGAGAAAAUUGCAGCCAUCAAAGCCAAGAUUAUGGCCAAGAAACGUUCCACCAUCAAAACAGAUCUGGAUGAUGACAUCACCCUGAAGCAGAGAAGCUUUGUGGACGCUGAAGUAGAUGUCACCAGAGACAUCGUCAGCAGAGAGAGGGUCUGGAGGACCAGGACAACCAUUCUCCAGAGCACUGGGAAGAACUUCUCCAAGAACAUCUUUGCCAUUCUCCAGUCAGUGAAAGCCAGAGAAGAGGGACGAGCACCAGAGCAAAGACCAGCACAGAACACUACUCAAGUGGACCCGUCCCUAAGGAACAAGCAGCCUGUCCCCGCUGCCUACAACAGAUACGAUCAGGAGCGAUUCAAAGGAAAAGAGGAAACGGAGGGUUUCAAGAUCGACACCAUGGGAACCUAUCACGGCAUGACUCUGAAGUCAGUGACGGAAGGGGCAUCUGCUCGCAAGGCCCAGACCCCAGCACUGCAGCCUGUCCCACGUCCAGUUUCACAAGCCAGACCUCCACCAAAUCAGAAGAAAGGGUCUCGGACACCCAUCGUCAUCAUCCCAGCUGCCACCACCUCACUCAUCACAAUGCUCAAUGCUAAGGAUCUCCUGCAGGAUCUAAAGUUUCUCACAUCAGAAGAGAAGAAGAAGCUGGGCCUCCAGCGCGACAAUGAGGUUCUGCUCCAGAGGCGCAAAGAUCAGAUCCAACCCGGCGGCGCGUCGCUCACGGUCACCGUACCGUACCGUAUCAUCGAUCAGCCGCUCAAACUGGCUCCACAGGACUGGGAUCGGGUGGUGGCCGUGUUCGUGCAGGGUCCUGCCUGGCAGUUCAAGGGCUGGCCGUGGCUGCUGCCUGAUGGAUCCCCUGUCGACAUUUUCGCCAAAAUUCGAGCCUUUCAUUUGAAGUACGAUGAGGCAAAGAUAGACCCCAACGUGCAGAAGUGGGAUGUGACCGUCCUGGAGCUGAGUCGCCACAGGCGCCAUCUGGACCGGCCCGUCUUCCUGCGCUUCUGGGAAACCCUCGACAGAUACAUGGUGAAACACAAAUCUCACCUCAGGUUUUGAGCCCAGAUAACAGCGUCCACCUCAGAUAAAAUCCCACAGAUGAAUUCUUUGACCUUCCAUCUCUCAACGGUCCGCCUCGUGCAGAGGUAACCCCUCCUUGCCAUCCCAUCUUCCUACCAUGACAUCCCCCCACCCCCGGUAACGGGAGGAGAAGAAGGGCGAAGUAUCCAGUGGACUCCUCCCUGCAACACCUCUUCGAGGACUCCUAAUGCAAUACGCUGGAUAUGUUGCUCUGGACACUGGAGAGGAGAUUUAGGUGAUUUUUGUGUUUUUGUUAUUGUUUUCUAAUGUUUUCAUGUAGUCAAAAUUAAAAUACCAAAAUAUGUUUUAUAUUAAAAGGCAACAUACCAUGGAAACAACUUCAAUGAAAUAUUAACGCAACGGAGGAAGAAGAGGUUUGCAUUUUUGUCCUUGGCAAAGAGCGAUAUUGUGAAUUCAGCUCGAACUGUUAAGAUUGAGAGAAACAUGAAACCAACUCUCGGUACAAACAAAAUGGCCACCGAGUUUGAGGGAAAGACAUUCUCAUCACUUUUUUUGUUUUUUAUUUCGGGUGUUUGUGGUCUUAAUGUACAUAUAUGAUUAAAAAAAACUGUCACACAGCUACCUGUGACACAGGUAAGUGAUUUGUUAAUACUUUAGACAAAAACGACUGCUCUGACUCAAUAAAGUGCUCAGUCAAGCAGUCAGUUCCUAGUUCAGUUUUUUUGUUAAGCACAUCUCUCGGUCAUGCAAUGACUUUGUUUUCUUCUUUGUUGGUGUUGUGGUAGAGAGAGAGAAACGAAAGAAACUAUUGCUUUAAUUCAUUACAUGAAAAUAGACAAUAAAGCCUCAGAGAAACAAAUGUCUGUGUGCUGUCUAUUGUAGAUGCUAAUCUUCACUUUAUUACUAUUUUUUGUUUCAUUUCAUGUUGACAGCAGCAGGAGGAGGAUUGAGAGGAAAAACUGUAAUAAAGAGAGAUAAUUGA